This is a messenger RNA of Penicillium mononematosum, 1806 nucleotides long. RefSeq names its product GMC family oxidoreductase. Bases 1 to 1806 code for a protein of 601 amino acids. The record is from RefSeq and is a predicted model, not a curated record. Gene Ontology annotation, molecular function: flavin adenine dinucleotide binding; oxidoreductase activity, acting on CH-OH group of donors. The transcript has 6 exons. Lineage: Eukaryota; Fungi; Ascomycota; Eurotiomycetes; Eurotiales; Aspergillaceae.
AUGACUACUGGAACUGAUAAUACUUACGAUUAUAUUGUCUGCGGUGGAGGGACCUCUGGCUGUGUGGUUGCUGGUCGUCUAGCUGAAAACCCCGAGGUCAAAGUCUUGCUGUUGGAGGCUGGACAGCACAGUAAGGACCUGGAGAAUGUUCAUAUGACCGGCGGGUGGUCAAACAACUUCGAUGGCGAGACCGAUUGGAACUUCGUCACUCCUCCAAUGGCGGGAGUUGACAAUCGCCAAGUGAAGCUGAGCCGUGGCCGAUUCCUUGGAGGAUCCAGUGGGUGCAAUGGCACGCUUUGCAUUCGCGGCAACAAGCAGGAUUAUGAUGACUGGGGACUAGACGGGUGGAGUGGGAGGAGUUCUUCAAGUAUAUGCGAAAGGUGGGUCGCAAUAUUCCACGCCUCAAGGGCGAUAAAUACCGAAUAUGGAUACUCGGAAACAUUUCACCCAAAGGCGUGGUUCCAGGCCGACAAAGAGAGUCACGGAUACUCCGGUCCUCUUCACACAGAGCCGCAUGAUCUAGCGCCAAUCUCCCAGCUUUUAAUGGAUUCUUAUGUCUCACAAGGCAUGCCCUUGCAUCAUGACAUGUUCAGCACUGGCGAUGUUGCACAAGGAUGUGGCCAUGUACCUCGCACAGUGUACCAGGGCCUUCGGACAACAAGCGCAGACUUCGUCACCAACAAGAACCACCGUGGGAACAUCACCAUUAAGACUGAUACCACUGUCGACAAAAUCAUCUUCAGCAAGCAGGCAAACGAGACCCGCGCUUCCGGUGUAGUCACGCAGACCUCAGGUGGCGGCUCUAAGACCUACUACGCUCGAAAGGAGAUCAUCAUCUCCGCAGGCGCCUACUGCAGUCCGGCAAUCCUCCUUCGAUCUGGCAUCGGGCCCAAGGCAGAGCUCGAACAACAUAAUAUUCCAUCUUUAGUCAAUCUACCAGGCGUGGGCAAGAACCUAAUGGACCACCUCAUCGUAUUUAUGUUCUACGAAACCGAAAAGCAAGGCCUAACAACCGACCACCACGUCUACCACGGCGACAACUUCGACCGAACCUACGCACAAUGGAAAGAGAACAAAACCGGCUUCCUAUCCACCUUCCCCUUCGGCAGCUUCGCCUUCGCGCGCCUCGACGACCGACUACAAGACGAGCCUCUGUGGAAGAACGCCCCCCGCGAACCAGGCCGUGAUCCCAUGGGCCUUACACCACGGCAACCGAACAUCGAGUUCUUCACCACAGAGUGCUACGGUGGUCCGAAGCAAUACGACCAAUUCCCGAUUAAUAAUCAGCACGCGUUUUCCAUGAUUGCAGAGCUGUUUUCGCCGAAGUCUCGUGGCUCGGUGGUUCUCGAAUCGGCGGAUGCGUCGGUGAACCCGGUUGUUGAUUGUAAUUAUCUGGAUGAUCCACUUGAUCUGUUGGUUCUUAGUGAGGCAUGUCGGUUUGGGAAUGAGAUUGUUAUGCAGGGUGCCGGGACCAAGGAUAUUGUCAAGGGGUCUUGGCCGCCGAAUUUGAAUCAUCAUACUUAUAAAUCGAGGGAGGAAUGGGUUCCGUAUGUGAAACAGCAUGCGACUACUUGUUACCAUGCGGCGGGCACUUGUGCUAUGGGGAAGAAGGAUAAUCCCAUGGCUGUUCUCGAUGAGAAAUUGCAGGUCAGGGGUGUUUCGGGGUUGCGAGUUGCUGAUUGCAGCGUCAUGCCUACGUUGCAUGGAGGACAUACCCAGAUGCCGGCUUAUGGCAUUGGAGAGAAAUGUGCGGAUUUGAUCAAAGAGACAUGGCGGAUGGCGGGCAAUGUCUAUCCUCGCAUCUGA